AUGAAUUCGAAGAUGUUGAAUCGAGAAAUGUAUGGGGAUUUAAAAUUGGGUAUUAUAACUGAUGAUGAUAUGCCGUUGUAUUACAAAAAACUUCAAAAUUUGGAUGGAAAAUCAUACGAAGCCUAUCUUGAAUCAACACCGCAAUUUCGCAAUCCGGAUGGCCUUCAAGUUUUGUGUGCUCGUAUGGGAAUACCACGUUCUUCAGCUUGUAGCCUGCUGUUUUGCAUUAACAAAAUCCGUUUACCUAAAUCAGAGAUGGCUUGUGAAUUAAGGCGAACACAGUUGCUCAAUUUCUCCAUGAAACAUGUUGCUCAAGGCGUAAAAUAUUUCAAAGAAAGUCGAAAUACAGAAGCUCUACAGUGCUAUAAUUUUGCAAUUGAAGUGGAACCCACUAAUCCUGAUGCUUAUGUUGCUCGUGGUGCUCUUUAUGCGUCAAUUGGAACGUAUACAAAAGCAGUUGAAGAUUUGGAGAAAAGCCUUGACAUUCAACCAAAUCAUGUAAAUGCUAAAAAUUAUCUGGGUCAAACACUAGUCGCCUAUGCUGGAGAGAUCGGACGUAAAGAAAUAAGCAAAGCAGAACAGUUGCUAAAUCGAGCACUGAAAUUAGAUCCGGAUAAUAAUGAGGCUCGAGAUGCUCUGAAAGAACUGCAAACUAACGGAUCUCUUUCGGCCACCAAAGACACUGGUUUGCGAUCGUGGUCACGUACGCCUUCUCCACGUGGUUCAGGUCGAAAUGUUGGGAACAGACGUGAGCAAACUCCUCUUUCUCCAGGUGCCACUCGGCCAACUGCAGGUUAUGCAACGCAUAUGGAGCGUAGUAGAGCGGCUUUAGAGCAGCUUGUUGAGGAAGACCGUAGUCGACGCGCUGCUAAGGAGGCGAAUCGUCAAAAUCACGGACCUGAACAAAGUCCUCCAGGAUUUUAUUCUCCUAGUCGUUCUCAUGACCGAAGAAGAGGAGCAGGAGGGGACUAUUCUCGCGAUGAUAUAAAAUCAACUACUGCCGCUGCAGACAAAUCAAAUAUGGAUCGUGGUGACUUGUCAAAAAUUGUAAUAACUCGCAAUCAAACCGGACGUAUUAUACGCUGUAAGGAUGAUGAUGAGAUAGGCGAUGAAUCAACGAACAGCCGAUCAGAUAACUUUUGGAAACGCUCAUAUGAUGAUGAUCGUCAUGAGAUUCAUUCUUUCCUCAAUACUGUAUCAUUCGAAGUUCAUGAUUCUCGUUGCUUGAUUCCUAAAUAGAUGUUAACAUACAAAAUAAAGCUAAUGUGCGCAGAAUCAUAGGUGUAUACUGGCUGAUGAUUUACACAAUCAUACUUCCACUUAAUCUGCAUUUACGUCUAAUUCUGAACCCCAUAAUUAUGCAACUGACGCUUAUGCUACCCUAUCAUUUACUGAGGUGCAACAACUACUUCAGGGUCCGAAAACAGGUUCACAUACGGGCUGCAAACAGAACCCGUUAUCUUAAAUUGUCGCAGUUAUGCAGCAACAAAUAGACCAUGAGUACACUACACUGACGCACCGCUGUCGUGCUACAGACAGUUUGAAAUUAAUUGACAAAUAGAAAACAGUCACGUUAAUAUAUCAUCUUCUAGACUAUUAAGAUACACAGUGGAUAUCACAGCUAAUAACGAAGAAUAAACAGGAAAAAAAUUUGAUGGUAAUCACGGCAACGAACCUUAGCUCGAAGGUGUCUUGUAAGUGCCGCAUACGUAUUGCAAUCUUCAGACCGUCGAAUUUUUAUUUCCCUCACAGACAACCUUUUUGGUUUUCGUCCAAAUUGAGUUUCGCAACAUUUCGAAGAAGUGGGUUGAGGGAAAACGUCAAAAGAUGAUGGCCCGAAGAUAGUUUCUUCCAUCUGUUGAGUGUAAAUCAACGUCAGCUUCGCAAACCAUUUGAAGUAUGCUCCAACCUUGCAAAGUG
Molecule: messenger RNA, 1920 nt
Organism: Heterobilharzia americana
Lineage: Eukaryota; Metazoa; Platyhelminthes; Trematoda; Strigeidida; Schistosomatidae
Source: the annotation of a GenBank genome assembly